Lethenteron reissneri (Far Eastern brook lamprey) is the source of this 6945-nucleotide messenger RNA. Its product is annotated as plasma membrane calcium-transporting ATPase 2-like. Lineage: Eukaryota; Metazoa; Chordata; Hyperoartia; Petromyzontiformes; Petromyzontidae. Gene Ontology annotation, cellular component: intracellular membrane-bounded organelle; plasma membrane. Gene Ontology annotation, molecular function: PDZ domain binding; ATP hydrolysis activity; P-type calcium transporter activity. The record is from RefSeq and is a predicted model, not a curated record. Gene Ontology annotation, biological process: calcium ion transmembrane transport; regulation of cytosolic calcium ion concentration.
AUGGGCACACCUGUGCCUCUGCGCUGCGUGGCGGUUCACCUCUGUUGCACACUUGCUCGGCAAGCAUCGUCUGGUUUCUGCUGGAGCUCACCUCUCACGCUGAUGGCAGAGAAAGCUGUUGGUUGUUUGUUGUUGCUGCUGCUGCUGCUUAGAGAGACCUUGAGAGUUGGCGACCGAGACAACACGGGCGGAGUCGUUUCUCCUGAACACUGAUCUUUCCCGUCGCCCAGCCUGGCUCAACUGGGAGUUGAGAAAUUGACUGCAGGUCACACGGAGUUGACUCUGGGCUUUUCUCUGACACCAGACAGAUGAUCGCACUCCCACCGAACACAACCCAAACCCCAUAACACUUCAGGGUGCCCUAUUAACACACAGGCACACAACACUAUACAAUCGUACGCUACACCAGAGCUCGCCUAAACUCAACAUUGAUUCACAUAGCCCAGUGGUCACAUUAUUUAUGAUCAAAGGCGCUCCAGUAUAGCGAUACUUUAUAAAUACGAUCAAGGUGCAGGCCUGCAAUUCCUCGCUUGUGCCACUGCAGGCGGAACGGCCUCCACCAGAGGGAGUUCUGGAGAGCCCCCCCCACCCUACCCCACCCCCCUCGAGUGUAAUUAACUCUACUUGGACAAUUGUAGGAUCGAUAAUGAGUGACCCUCAGGAUGGGUUCGGCUGCUCCCUGGCGGAGCUGCGCACUCUCAUGGAGCUCCGCGGUGGGGACGCGGUGGGGCGCAUCGUGAAGGAAUACGGGCGGCACGAGGCGGGCGGUGGCGGCGACGACGACACAGCGGUGCAGGGAGCGACGGAGCUGUGCCGACGGCUGCGGACGUCGCCCACGGACGGCCUUUCGGGGGAUCCCGAGGACCUGGAGCGGAGGCGGACAACUUUUGGACGGAACCACAUCCCACCCAAGAAACCCAAGUCGUUCCUGGCGCUGGUGUGGCACGCGCUGCAGGACGUGACGCUCAUCAUCCUGGAGGUGGCUGCGGUCGUCUCCCUCGGCCUCUCCUUCUACCGGCCACCCGAGGGCGAGAACACGGAACUGUGCGGCGAGUCCUCGGGCAGCAUCGAGGAGGCCGGUUCAGACACGGGCUGGAUCGAGGGCACUGCCAUCCUGCUCACGGUGGUCGUGGUGGUGCUCGUCACGGCGUUCAACGACUGGAGCAAGGAGCGCCAGUUCCGCGGCCUCCAGAGUCGCAUCGAGCAGGAGCAGAAGUUCUCAGUGAUCCGCGGCGGGCAGCUCGUGGAGGUGCACGUCGCUGAGCUGGUCGUGGGUGAUGUGGCGCAGGUCAAGUACGGGGAUCUGCUGCCGGCGGACGGUGUGCUGCUGCAGGGGAACGAGCUGUCCGUGGACGAGAGCUCGCUCACGGGGGAGUCGGACCACUUGAGCAAGAGCCCCGACUGUGACCCCAUGCUCCUGUCUGGCACGCACGUGAUGGAGGGAUCUGGCCGUAUGGUGGUGACCGCCGUGGGCAUCAACUCUCAGAGCGGCAUUAUCUUCACACUGCUGGGGGCGACGUCCGGUGAAAGCCCCGACAAGAAACGCAAGCGAAGAAAAAAAGCAGCCACUCCCAAGAUCCCCCGCACUCCCCCCAAAUCUCCGCCCCCCACUUCUCCCAUCCCUGGACAGGCCCCCCAAGAGAUGGACGGGAUGACUGGAGCCGUCGCCAACGACACCCCCCAGGGAGCCCGGAACAUUGAGAUGUGGCCGCUCGCUGAAGACGGCGCCGACGCCGACGCCACCGGUGCCGGCAGAGUGGACUCGCCGCUAGGCGGAGAGAGGACCAAGAUGGAGGGGGAGGAGAAGAAGAAGGCUAAAAAGAAGAAACGAAGGAAGAAGGCGAAGAAGGAGAGGUCCCCGCUGCAGGCGAAGCUCACCAAGCUGGCCGUUCAGAUCGGCAAGGCCGGCCUGGUGAUGUCGCUGCUGACGAUGGUGAUCCUGGUGCUGUACUUCGUGAUUGACACGUUCGGGGUGCAGGGCCGCACGUGGCUGCCGCAGUGCACCACCAUCUACAUGCAGUACUUUGUCAAGUACUUCAUCAUCGGCGUCACUGUGCUGGUGGUCGCCAUGCCCGAGGGGCUGCCCCUCGCCGUCACCAUCGCGCUCGCCUACUCCGUCAAGAAAAUGAUGAAGGACAACAAUCUGGUGCGGCACCUGGACGCGUGCGAGACGAUGGGCAAUGCCACGGCCAUCUGCUCCGACAAGACGGGCACCCUCACCACCAACCGCAUGACUGUGGUGCAGGUGUACGUGGGAGGGAAGCAUCACAAGCUCGAUGGGGGCCAGGAACCCCCCAUCCUGCCACCGGCGAUGCUCGUGGAGCUGUGCAACGCCAUGACCAUCAACUCUGCCUACACCAGCAAGAUCCUGCCCCCCGAGCGGGAGGGUGGGCUGCCCCGCCAGGUGGGUAACAAGACGGAGUGCGCGCUGCUGGGCCUGGUGGAGGCGCUGGGGGGCGACUACCAGGCGGUGCGUGACGUCACUCCCGAGGAGGGGCUCCACAAGGUGUACACCUUCAACUCGACGCGCAAGUCCAUGAGCACCGUAGUGCGCGCGCCGGGGGGCGGAUUCCGCCUCUACAGCAAGGGCGCCUCCGAGAUCCUGCUGCAGAGGUGCUCCCAGGUGCUGGACGCCACCGGCAGACCCGUGCCAUUCCCGGCGACGGAGCGCCAGGCGGCGGUGCGCGCGGUGAUAGAGCCGAUGGCGCGCGAGGGCCUGCGCACCAUCUGCGUCGCGAGCCGCUCGUUCCCCCCCGGUGAGGAGCCCCCGUGGGACGAGGAGGAGAGCGUCGUGGCGCAGCUCGUGUGCAUCGCCGUCGUCGGUAUCGAGGACCCCGUGAGGCCCGAGGUUCCACGAGCGAUUGCCCAGUGCCAGCGGGCGGGCAUCUCGGUGCGCAUGGUAACGGGCGACAACAUCAGCACGGCGCGUGCCAUCGCCACAAAGUGCGGCAUCCUGGUGCCUGGUAAUGACUUCCUGUGCCUCGAAGGCAAGGAGUUCAACGAGAGGAUUUGCGAUGAGAGUGGCAAGGUGGAUCAGGAGCGGUUCGACAAGGUGUGGCCCAAGCUGCGGGUGCUCGCAAGAUCCUCGCCCACCGACAAGUACACCCUGGUCAAAGGAAUAAUCGAGAGCACAGCGGCAGACCGGAGGCAGGUGGUGGCCGUGACCGGGGAUGGCACCAAUGACGGGCCGGCACUCAAGAAGGCCGACAUCGGCUUUGCCAUGGGCCUCGCGGGCACCGACGUGGCCAAGGAGGCGUCGGACAUCAUCCUGACGGACGACAACUUCAGCUCCAUCGUGAAGGCGGUGAUGUGGGGGCGCAACGUCUACGACAGCAUUGCCAAGUUCCUGCAGUUCCAGCUCACGGUCAACGUGUCGGCUGUCAUUGUGGCUUUCACGGGCGCCUGCAUCACGCAGGACUCCCCGCUCAAGGCCGUGCAGAUGCUCUGGGUGAACCUCAUCAUGGACUCGUUUGCGUCACUGGCGCUCGCCACGGAGCCACCCACCCCGGCGCUGCUGCAGCGCCGGCCAUACGGGCGCGACCGCCCGCUGGUGUCGCGCACCAUGGCCAAGUUCAUCCUGGGCCACGCCAUCUACCAGCUUGUCGUCACCUUCACCAUCCUCUUUGCCGGCGAGCUCCUGUUCGACAUCGACAGCGGUCGCAGCGCGCUCCUGCACUCGGCGCCCACGCAGCACUACACCAUCUUGUUCAACGCGUUCGUCAUGAUGCAGAUCUUCAACGAGAUCAACGCGCGCAAGGUGCACGGCGAGAGGAACGUGUUCGCGGGGAUCCACCGCAACCCCGCCUUCAUCGUCAUCGUCGUCGGCACCGCCGCCACGCAGGUGAUUAUCGUGCAUUUCGGAGGUCAGCCGUUCAGCUGCACUCCGCUCACCAUCGAGCAGUGGCUGUGGUGCGUCUUCCUGGGGCUCGGCGAGCUGCUGUGGGGGCAGCUGAUCGCGAGCUUCAACAUAAACCGCUUCAGCCGCAAGAAGCGCAUCGCCGGUGGGGACGAGAAGCGCGGUGAGCUCGGGCCGCUCGAUGACUCCGAGUUGGAGGAGUCCGACGCCGGGGACGAGAGCUCCGAGUCGUCGGAGGGGUACGACGGCGCUGGACACGCGUCUGAGCUGCGCGCGGCACAGCUGCUCUGGAUCCGCGGCUUCAACCGCAUUCAGACGCAGCUGCGGGUCGUGAGCGCGUUCCGCACCUACGGCCACGACCUCUCGCUGCCCUCGUCCAGCGACGAAGAGGACGACGACGACAAUGACACGGAGAUGGACGACGUCGGCAGCGACAAUGACGCCAAUAAAAAAUACGCGAGGCUCGACGACGCGCGGUCCGCAAAGCGGCGGUGCGCGCCGUCAUCGCCAUCAUCGCCGUCAUCGCCGUCGUCACUGCCCUCGUCGCCACACGAGGAUGCGGCGCGUGGUGCGACGGCGCGGGAGGUGCGCGUGAUACCGGCGGGGGUCACCGUCACCGACAACGGCACCAGCUUCCAGACGGCGCUGUGAGAGGGAUGGAGGGGCAGGGAUGGCGGCUGUGGCAUCGUCGGCCUGCGGGCGGAGAUGCACGCACGCGCACACUUCAAUUGCUCCUCACAAAAACAAAGGUGACGUGUUUUAUUUUCGGGCUGCGGCAGAAAAUGUUGUAUAGCGAGCAACCAUUUAAGGCUAACACGGUGUGGCCGGCACCGUUCUCCAGCCGACUUUUUUUUCUCCGCAGUGCUCCCGUUUACACAGCACCAGGUACCUAAUGGGGAGGGGAUGUCCAUGACAGGUUCAGAUACCACGCGUCGCUGAUGUUACCCAUGAGCGAGGAAGUGAACUUGGGUCACUGGGUUUGUAGCACAUUACCGCGGCUCCACUCCAUGACACUUGAGGCUUAUGCGUACACACACACACACGCGCAGGCAUGCGUGAGUACAUAGUCUGCUGCCCAGCAUGGGACUUUAAUUCUUUUCAGGUUUCCAGGCGCACGUUCAAUUUGUGGGUGAGCGCCACGCCACUCCAGGCGAAAACCGAAUGGAAAACCUUCGCAGGAGCUCCGAGUUCCCCCCCCCCCCCCCUCAUUACGUUCGUCACCGUCCCCUCCUCUGCCGCUCGGUGUGGCUCGGCGGGCAACUGACUUGUCAAAAAAAAAAAACCCCGCACGGAUCUCAACGGUGGGGUGGCAGUCCGGAGCGUGGCGCCAGCCCCCGAUCUCGACCUCGGCUGACCCACAAGCGGACUGGCGACCUGUGCGACCGCGCCUGGUGGCCAUCUCCAAGAGACGCAGCGGACAGCGGCGCAGGCCUCGGAAAGUCCACACAAAGCCCCCUGCGCAGGGAAAAAAUAUGGAAUUAUACGGAAUGUUUUUGCUGCUCCGUGUGUGUGUUUUACCACUUGCGUAUCUCGUUGGGCAUGUCGCGAUUCAUUCUCUCACUCCUCGCAAGUGAUUCUGUGGAUUGUCUAAAUCCGCAAUCAGGAUUCGACUUAAGAAUAGUUUUUUUUGCCGCCUAUGUAUUGUUUCUCAAUUUAGUUUGCAUCUUCUCGUGUGUACACUUUCGUUCACUCCAGUAGCUGAGAUAUAAAAUUAGCGUAUUUUUGGGAGUGUACCUUUCUUGUGUACAUUAUAAAUAAUUCCCGUACACGAGAUUCCAUGUGUUUAUCAAGACACUAUAUUUAUUAAUGAAUCCGUCCGUCGCCAUCCGAAUUGUCUGAUGCGAUUCGAUGAAACGUGAUUUAUCUUUGGUCCCGCUUUUGACAACGCACUUGCAUUGUUUCAAAUGAUUUCCAUCUCGUAGACUCUCGUUCACUCCAUGCAAUUUGCAAGUCGUUUGCAAGAGAAUUUGCGCAAGAUGUAAGUAACCGAUCGCUCAUGCGCACGCGAGAAUUCGGCGCGAUUUAAUCGCGACAAUAAAGUUACCGUUUGAAUCCAUGCAACCCCCUGUUGCGAUUUCACGUUGACACAAUUCUGGGUCCCAGCAAUUCGAUUCAGGAAUCUGAUAUUUCCUCGUUUUCACCACUUCGGUUGUAUGAUUUAAAAGUAAUGUCUCUCGUGCUGCAAACUGUCGUCAGUCCUGAUUUUGUAACAUUGAAGCCGUACGGCCGUCACGUUCUGUUGAACGAUCCAAGUGCCUUCAUUGAGCGGUUUCAACAAUCGCAGCCACUCCUUCUCCCAUGCGCACUGAAACGUACAGAGCACGGUUAGCUCUAAACGAUCACCUGCAGGGAGGUGAUUUAGUAGUGAACCUGUUUUUGUAGAUUCCGUCAUAGACUGAAAGAAAAUGUAGUUUGUUGUGACCUUCGAGUCAAAGGAAACCCGCACCCAAAUGUGCUGAACGUUUCGUAUCAUUCCAAAGCCGUCCCAUAAAUCACAGCUACCCACCGCAGUGGUGGAAUUGCACAAGUGGGUUCUUUUCACAGAAAAUUAACGUACGUUUAUCCUUGUGGCGUUCGCUGUUGAGUGAUCGGACUUGAUGCUGUGGUGCCGAGUGGAUGAUACCCGAAGUAAGCCCGUCGCAAUUUUUUUAUGUUUUAUUUUAUGACGUUCAGUUUGUAAUGGCCCCCCCCCCCCCCCCCCACGUUGGAUGUGUUCCCCAUCGCGUUAACAGGAGCUGCAGAUGCUUGCUGUUGUGUGCCUUGGCUGCUUUUGGUUGUCUCGCAAAAAUUAUAAACGGCUGAGAUGUAUGCGUCCGUGUCGGAGCUUGAGUGCGAGGAGCGGUCCUUUGGAUCUGCAAGGUGGCCAGCAGAUGGCGGGUACGGGGAUGGAUUCUGGAAUCCAUCCUGUAGAUCUUUUGAGUGUUCCUGCCUCGUGUGUAUGGGUGGGUUUUCUCCAGGUUCUCCGGUUUUCUACCACAAGAUAACGUCUCGCCAGCGUGGCGACUUUAAACAAGCGUUAACUACCUCGCCUAGUAUACAGGAAGUCGUGAGUUGGAACCCGAUCUUGACGCAUGCUGUAUAAACUUGAU